This is a messenger RNA of Penicillium subrubescens, 837 nucleotides long. RefSeq names its product PaaI family thioesterase. The record is from RefSeq and is a predicted model, not a curated record. Lineage: Eukaryota; Fungi; Ascomycota; Eurotiomycetes; Eurotiales; Aspergillaceae. The transcript is spliced from 2 exons. The coding region runs from base 145 to 726 and encodes 193 amino acids.
CAUUAUGUUCAUCCAAUAUUGUGUUCUGGUUGCGCAACAUACGGGCAGCAGACAUUUAAAACCAAUGGAUCCUAGACCUGCUCCCUGCAUAGCAGUUGCCUUUCGAACAUAUGCAAAUACCCGGUCUUCCUACCCUUGAGAAUAAUGGCACUGAAAUCGCUCCCCCAAGCGCCCCUGGCCUACAUCUUCAAUUUUAUGGUACGGACCGGCCACCGCUGGCUCAAUCUGGCCAGGGCCAGUUCUCGCAUGCCCAAGCUCUCCGAGAGUAGCUAUGGGGUGCCUCAAACUGUGCCAGGUCUGAACGGUUCGCCUUUCGUCUCGGAUCUCGAAAAACUCCCCUAUACAAACUCCCUCCAUCAUAACCUGCUGUAUGGAUACCGACCGGAGUUGCAGAGGUGCGAGCUUGGCCAGCAGGCGACGGCAUUGAUGGCUCUCGAGCCAAGGCAACGAAUUUGCUUUUACCCGGGCAAAAUCCACGGUGGUUACCAGGCAUUCCUUUUGGACCAGUUGUUUGCAGACUGCUGCAAGCCUGCCGUCACGGCCAAUUUGUCAGUGGACUUUAAGCGUCCAAUCCAACCCAAUUCUAGACUAAUUCUCCACGUGUGGCCUGUGAAAAUCGAAGGUCGCAAAAUUUUUAUGGAGGGAUCAAUUCAGGUCGACGACCAGUUGGGUGAGAGGCUGCUCUGUGCCAGUGCCUCUGCGCUCUUCAUUGUCCCCCGCUGCUAGCGGCACGUACAACUCUCCUACAUAAAAUAUUGUCUCAGAAUCUCAAUUCUUCGAAGAUUUCUCAGUUGACUAGCAAACCACAUCCGCUGUUAGACUAGAAAAGAUGGCCGG